AUGGCUUCGAGAAUGACAGACCUCCCAGCUCCUCAGCGCUUGGGCGGCGUCCGCACAAAAAGAUACAAAACCUCGCUCGCCUGUACAACUUGCCGUGCUCGAAAGCUGAAAUGUGACGGUGCUCGUCCAGUGCCGGUGCCGACGAAUUCAUUGUCAUUGUCGCGAGCAGAGCAACCUACGACACCCGACAUUGGUGAGCCCGUCGGGGAUACGGAUCCAAAUGAUUUUGCCACCAAGGUGACCGAGGCCAUUGACACCAGACUUGGGCUUCCUGCUGCCAAGAAGCGGUGCUUAAUCCCUCUGACAGAUGCGCCAUUGUUUGGAGACGUCUUGCCUCAUCACCAACCCACGAAUGAAGCCCACAACGCAGACAAUGUUUUGCCACCGCGCAAGCACGCCGACCACCUGGCGGGGCUCUACUGGCUACAUCUUGAACCUAUGGAGCCUCUGCUCGACAAGGACCACUUCUAUACUUCUUAUCGUUUGCUUUUUGCCGGUAACGAACUCGACUGUAACGAGUAUAUUUUUGUCAGCACUCUGAAUGCUAUUUUCGCCUUGGCCACCCAACUUCAAGAGACCAUUCCCUCUGAGCAACGGACAGGCAUGGCCAGGACAUAUUUCCACCGCGCCUGGUCUUUAUUACGUCCCGAAUCCGUUCUAUGGCAUCCAGCUUCUAUGGACAUUGUCCAGUGCUUGCUUCUGAUUGCAAGGAUCCUAUCAUGGACUCUCGGGAGGAGCUCGAUGUUAACACUGACUGCCUGCUCCUUCAUCUUGAACUCGCGAUACGGGAGCCCGGCCGGUGGAGAACCUGUCCAUCCUGCUGCCAAGAUGCACGACCUUGAGGAAAUAGCCACAUUCAUCGAGUUUUCACAAAUUGUCGCCCGUAGUAGCUUUGCGGAACGGCUGGGCAUCGCCCCGCCAACUAAGAUUGCAGACCUGAAUACCGUCAUGCAAAUUGACGAAUGUCUGAAUAAACUGCAAUCGAGCCAUGCCUCUCUAUUGCUCAGCGGGUCCCUGACAAAGACAGACGAUGACCUAGAUCGACAACGAUUCUUAUUCGAACUGCGGCUUGCACACGCCCGAAUCCUACUUUUCAGACCGAUACUUGUCCGGCUCUGCCUCUCGUCACUGACGCCUGCGGGGCUUUUCCCUGAUCUCGAGCAUCGAAUCUUGCAAAGUUGUGCCAUGCUCUGUGUAGAAAACGCCCAGAAAGUCAUUGAUCUAGUGGCCGAAGACUGGAAGUCCGACACUCCGAUAGGAAUAUUGCCAUGGUGGUAUCGCGUCUUUUACCUAUGGAUCGCCACCUUACACAUCAUCGCGGCAAUGAUGCGACCAGAGAUCUUCGAGUCUGUCGUUUCGGGUCAUUGGGAAAAAGCCAUAUCCUUACUCACCGCACAUGAACAUCUCUGCCAGUUCCUUCCAGAGACCGUCGUGAAUUUUCGCAGCAUGUGGGAGAAAGUCAUGAGAAUUAGAAAUCUGCCGGAUAAUGAGGUGCCUCCGGCGGAAGCCUUUCAAGACGUCUUCCAGCAUAUGGGAUUGGAAGCGCCAAACCUAAUGUACAACUUUGGCACAGAGGACAUGACUUGGUUGGGAAAUUUCGAGUGGGAUGACCCGGGAAUCGGGGGCUGA
Molecule: messenger RNA, 1629 nt
Organism: Exophiala aquamarina CBS 119918
Lineage: Eukaryota; Fungi; Ascomycota; Eurotiomycetes; Chaetothyriales; Herpotrichiellaceae
Exons: 3
Coding region: 1-1629 (542 amino acids)
Biological process (GO): DNA-templated transcription; positive regulation of transcription from RNA polymerase II promoter by galactose
Cellular component (GO): nucleus
Molecular function (GO): zinc ion binding; DNA-binding transcription factor activity, RNA polymerase II-specific; RNA polymerase II cis-regulatory region sequence-specific DNA binding
Source: RefSeq, a predicted model, not a curated record